GACUUGUCGUACUCAUGUACUUUGCUGUAGCACACGCAGCCGGAUUGCUAGUGCAAAAUCACCAACGUUGAUCGCUUUGUCUCGUCUCCUCAUCCUCACUCGAAACUCCUUCCGGACCGCAGGAAUCCAUGAGCAUGUUCGUCAAGAGGAGGAUUCUGAAUGACGCAGACGGAAGAUGGCCAUGAGCAUGUCCAGUUGUCAGCAUACUGAAACGGCGUCGUCCAUCGCGAGCUGAAGAAGCCAGGUGUCCUACAUGCGAGCAUCGCACAGGUCCCAGAUCCAGAUAACGCAAUGCAGUGAUGACCAAAACAAGCCUGGCGUUACAAACGCUACUCCGCAGGAUGCCUUUUCAAGAUAUCUGGGUCAAUACCUUUCCAUACUCAGUCUUUCUUCCGUUGUUGCCUGGCCAAUUCAGCGGAAGCUGCAAAAGCAUUGGGCUAGAAAUCUGUUCUGUCACAAGGUGAUCGAUGUGUCAGGGAGUUCCAACGAUGUAUGCCAAACGUCGACCUUCCUCCGAUCAACGUGCUCUACCAGAGGAUGGCUGCAGCAGGAAUGAGCACUGAAUACGGGUAGUCCUGACACCCAUGAUACUGGUGCAUCUCUUCACAGCAACGUCAAGCUCAACGAUCGUUCGGAGGGUGCCUCUGGCUCGAGGUCUGGAUGUACACUGCUUGGUUCGUUCUCGUCAAUGCCUGACUAUGCUACGCGAGUCUGUCAAACUUGGUAGAACCCGGCUUUCCAGCUCUUCGCAUUGCUCUCCAGUCCUCGAAAUGUGCAUUGAAGGUGGCUGAGUGCCCAAACAGAGCUCAGUCAACGUAUCGGUGUCCGACUUGAAAGAUCACAUUCUUACACCAUCAGUACACUAGGAAUCUGCGCUCAGCGACCACUCUGUCAA
Exophiala xenobiotica is the source of this 895-nucleotide messenger RNA. RefSeq lists its product as uncharacterized. The record is from RefSeq and is a predicted model, not a curated record. The coding region runs from base 254 to 556 and encodes 100 amino acids. Lineage: Eukaryota; Fungi; Ascomycota; Eurotiomycetes; Chaetothyriales; Herpotrichiellaceae. The transcript has a single exon.